AUGAUAUACGACCCCAUCAACGAACUACCAACGUUAGCUGUGCACUUCGCUCAAGAGAUAGCGGCUAAACAGGCGGGACGUGAAGGCCCUCGACAAAAUCAGCAACAACAAACAGACCUCAGCAGAUCUCAUGAUGCUGCCAUCGGCCUGGUUCAGUACGCCCUGGACUGUGGUGUGCAGUUGAAAGAGGUGUUUGUGGACACGGUGGGGCCAGCGGAGAAGUACGAGGAGAAACUGUCCAAGCGCUUCCCCGGGGUGAAGGUGACGGUGAGACCCAAAGCCGACUCUCUGUUCCCCGUCGUCAGCGCGGCCAGCAUCUGUGCCAAGGUGGCCAGGGACCAUGCAGUGAAAGGCUGGACGUUUGCAGAAGACUUGGGGGAGGUGGACACUGAUUAUGGCUCAGGCUAUCCCAAUGACCCAAAAACUAAGCGCUGGUUGCUGAAGUAUUUGGACCCGGUGUUUGGUUAUCCUCAGUUUGUGCGCUUCAGCUGGAGUACAGCGCAGACUCUACUGGACAGCAAAGCCUUCGCUGUACACUGGGACGAUGACGAGGAGGAUGGAGAGAAGGGAGCAGCUCGACAGAAAAACACAUCCAUGUUGUCAUAUUUCAGCCAUAGCAAACCCACAGGACACUCCCCCACACACAAAACACACCGCUUCUUCACCGAGCGCAGACUACAGAACGUUGACACAUUCUGAACUGAACACACGCACAGCGUGCAGAGUUUGGAUCACAGAAUCUAAACACAUUUUGGACUGUAAAUUCUCAUAAUUCAGAAAUUCAGUGUCUGCUCGAAAUUUAAUGUUGUAUUUUAUGCAUGUUUCCUUAAUGUUCAAGUAAUAAAAUGUGUAUUUUAUACACUA
Electrophorus electricus (electric eel) is the source of this 864-nucleotide messenger RNA. The record is from RefSeq and is a predicted model, not a curated record. Lineage: Eukaryota; Metazoa; Chordata; Actinopteri; Gymnotiformes; Gymnotidae.